AUAACUGUAAGGGAUUGCUUGUGACCAUUUCUGUUUCCCAGCGACAUCAGACAACUUUUGAUAUGACCCUUAAUGAUUGUUGCCUCAGCAUCCUAUGAACAGUGUCCUUCACACAUACAUUUUUUCGCAUCCUCGGCUUCAUCAGGACAUCCAGCUGUUAUUACAGUGGAACAAUAAUCGAGAUUAUCUUGAAAAACUUGAGAAAGCAGUCGAGUGCCUGGAGGAGAGUGGACGGUACCGGAGAACAGUGGAAGAAGACAGAGAAAGCUCAAGUAGAAACCCACACAGGAUCAUGUGUCGUGAGCUUUGCUUGCUGCUACUGAUGCUAUCGUUGAUGGUGGUGGAGGCGGUGGUGGAGGAUGAGUCAGACGCGGAAGCAUCCUCCGGAUCUACACUACCGGAUGUUGACAUUCAUCCAGAUCAAGAGAUGAUACCGAUAGACCAGACCAACACAAACAAUGUACAACAAAAUUUCGCUUCUAGUGGUGAUGGUGGUGAAGAUAGUUCUGAGGAUACAUCUGCAUUCAACACUGCAGGAGACGUACUGCCAACACCCCAGCCAUUGGUGCAAUACAGGUAUCAAAGCCAACACAUCAACAGACAACCACAACUCAACCGGAGACAAGAUGAUAUGAGGUACUUUCAGCAAUUAAUGCGAAUCCGUCAGUAUCCUCUGUCAUACAACCAAAAUCAACAACACCAAUUGAAUCUUGCAAGUCAAGAGUAUAUAAACCAUGCACAUGGAUACUUACAAAAUCAACAGAUGAAUCUUAAAAAUUCCCCUCUGACACCAGAGAGACAGAACACAUGGGAUUCUGGUUCUCGGGGUUCAUAUAGUCUCUCUAACAAUCAUUUUUCUCCUCCAUACAACACCCAAAGGCUCACCCCCAUCACAAACCACAGACCACCCUAUUUUCCACGUCAACGUCAAGAUAUACCGCUGGAAAAAUAUAAACUGCUGUCUGAAAAGCAAUCUGAACCUCACCUGAGUAAACCAGGUCCAGAGUUAUCAAUCCAUGACCUUACCAGUAAUUUCUACCAAGUAAACAAAAUUCCUCUUCUUUCAUCUGUCUUACAAGCAUCAUCCACUCAUAAUACUAACAGGAUUAAUAACCAACCAGUGAAUAAUUUCAGAGCCCCAAUUUCCAAAAAUACUCAGAGAUCUUUUGGUACCAAUAACAAGAGACAGUUUUUUAGUCUACAGCCUGAACUUGCUUACCCAAGACCCCCUCCAAAGACACAUUACCCACCAAGGAAUCGAGAAAUACCAGAACCCAGUAAUCCUCAAGAGGAACACACACUCUAUGACCCCGAACGCUAUCCUCCAAGUAUGUCCUUUGGACAACCUUACUUCACCCGUGAUUUAUCAGGCAUCACCAGUAACCAACAGGAAGCUGGACAUGGUUUUGGUGAGAACAGGGUGUAUAAACCAAAUAUUUACAAUUGGAAAAAUCAAUAUAUACCACGCCUGAGAAACAAUUACCGCUCCAAUCCACACAGGAGACAAUUUUCACAAAGCCAAUUUUCUGCAGUCCGAAACUUAGACACUCCGACAUAUCAAAAUGUGAAACAAACUUUUCAAACGGGCAUUAAAGGGCUCAAUUACGCUCAGCUACCCAGUGGUUAUGCCUCCCCCACAACAACGUUUGAAAAAAGUGAAAACAAGGAAAAACGUGAAAGCAAUCACAGUAAUGCAAUGGGUAUAACCAACUUGGAACAGGCAGAGAAAGACUCUACCGUUCUGUUCAACGGACAUGGUGGUCCUCCUAUUAUAAAUUAGUAGCUAAAGUGAUUACUGGCAUUAAGAUAUUCUGUGUCUCAAUAUCAUAGUACCUCAGAAUGCACUGUACAAAAACGUCUCUAAUAAAGCUUUUGCUACAGUUGCCCUAU
Homarus americanus (American lobster) is the source of this 1890-nucleotide messenger RNA. RefSeq lists its product as uncharacterized. The coding region runs from base 95 to 1780 and encodes 561 amino acids. Lineage: Eukaryota; Metazoa; Arthropoda; Malacostraca; Decapoda; Nephropidae. The record is from RefSeq and is a predicted model, not a curated record. The transcript has 3 exons.